AAAGUCAGCAUGGAUCAUCCAGGAGGACACCUUGCUGUGGUUCUGUUCCUAUUUGUUCUGGUUUCUAUGUCCACCGAAAACAACAUUAUCAGGUGGUGCACAGUGUCUGAUGCCGAAGAGCAAAAGUGUUUGGAUCUAGCUGGGAACGCCACAGCCAGGAACAUCCGCGGACAACUCCUUUGUGUGAGGGGUCAAAGCCCCACUGACUGCAUGAAGCAAAUUAAGAAUGGCACUGCAGAUGCCUCUACUAUGUAUGCUGAUGAGAUCUACACAGCUGGGUUUUGCUAUGGCUUAGAUGUGGCUGUGGGAGAGUCUUAUAACGGUGUGGAUGGCGUUAAUUACUACGUGGUUGCACUUGCAAGGACAUCAUCCAGUGAUCUGUCACUGCUGGAGAUGCACGAACGCAGUUCUUGUCACCCAGGAAUGCGGACUACAGUGGGUUGGACCGUCCCCAUCGGCUUCCUGGUCAACACAUCGCAGAUCAGCGUGGAUGAGCAGUGCAACUUUCCCCAUGCGGUAGGAGAUUUCUUUGGCUACAGCUGCGUCCCAGGAGUGAAAGACCCAGAACAUGAUCCCAAAGGAAACAACCCAAGGAACCUGUGUGAGGCCUGCAUUGGAGACGAGAACGAUCGCCACAUAUGCGCCAACAACCCUCGAGAACGGCACUUCGGGGAGGCUGGAGCUCUUAGGUGUGUGGCAGAGAAUCUUGGGGAUGUUGCUUUUGUGAAGCACACUACAGUCUUCGACAACAUGCAGGGUAAGAACCAGGAGUCCUGGGCGUUGGACCUGGAGCUGGAAGACUUGAAGCUCUUGUGUCCUGAUGGGAGAGAAGCUAACCUGUUCCAACAUGAGAGCUGCCACCUGGCUGUGGUGCCAACCAAUGCUGUGGUAGUGCGUUUGGAGGACAAAUGCCGCGUUUACAAGUUCUUGGAACGUGUGCAGAACGCAUUUGCUAAUGCAACAGAAGGAUUCUCUCUGUUCAGCUCUGUGAAUUACGGGCAACCUGAUGUGCUGUUCAGUGAUUCCACCAAAAAGCUGCUGCGUGUUAUGGGGACCUACACUUCCUGGUUGGGGCACACUUACACCACCAUACUGAAGGCUUUUGAGUGUGAAGGUUUGUGUUGAUCUGAUGAGGAAAGAGGAAACUAUAGAUCUCCCCUCCAUCCUUCUCACACUAACUCUAAAGCACUCUGCGUAAAGUGUGUUACUCUCAUAUACGGGCUAAACGCUGGCUCUCGCCUGUGCUUUGUAGUACUGCUAUUACUGUUCUGUUCUCACAGUGUUUGUAUGGCUUCAUAUAUCACAUUUACUUGAUACUACACCUCUUUGAGUCUUUGCCGCUAAAGUUAAGUUCCUGCCAUGUGAAAAAUACAAAAAUAAACGCAAAAAAGAUCUAAACUUCUGUGCAGAAAAGCACUGCAGGGGAACACACCACAAACCAUGAAGGGAUUCUGCCAUGACUGUUAAGCAAAUUCAUGAUAAACCAACCAAAGGAUGCAAAGGAUUCUGAGUACAAAAUACACGUUUUGCAUUCAGGGCCAAAGCAUACUUUAUGCAAGUACAUGAACGCAAAUGCUUCUAGUCAAACAACUUAAAAAAUAUGAUUUGCAUGCUGUAGCAAUGCAAAUUUUGUCUUCUACAGCACGUUUUUCUCUCAGAUGAACUACUGUUACAUACCUAAAUUACAGCCACAAUGCAAGAAAACAUUCAGUAAAUACACUGCAAAAAUAUAUUUUUAGUAUUUUUGUCCUUUUUUUAUAAGAAAAAUAUUUACAAAAAUAUCUAAAAAGUUCCCAGAUACAUUUACUUGAGAUAAUAUUAAGUCUUGUUUUCUGAAACAGCUAUCAAAAUUAAGUGUGUUUAAGUUUAAAACAAGAAAAACAUCUGCCAGUGGGGUAAGAAAAAUAAAGUUCAUUCUAAACGAAACCAAGCUUAUUUUUUCUUAAACCACUGGCCAGACCAAACUGUUUUCAUUUUGACUACAAUAUGUCAUUUAAUGUAUCUUGAUUUAGGAAAGUUUAGAUAUUUGUACUGGAAAACGAGACAAAAUAAGUAAGAAAAGUUCUGAGUUUGCAUACUUGCACAUUGUAUGAUUCUGACUUUAGCUUGAUAAAGGCUUUUAACUUGCUUAAAGGCUUUUAAAAAUGUCAUAUUCUUUGUUUAUGUGCAGAUAUCAAGGAAUUAAAAAUGAGAAGAUACGAAUAAGUUCAUAAUAUAUAAACAAAACAACACAUAAUAGGACAUAAAAAGUUUAAAGGCGGACUUAUGAUUGGUUGUUACAUAACAGGUGCUUUAAAGGUGCUGUUUCCUGAGCCUUCAGGAUAACAAAUUACCAACUUGAACUUCAGUGUAAAUAGUCAUGUUACUCUUAGAGUUCUAGAACCUUCUCUUAUUAAUAAAAAUCUAU
Messenger RNA from Labeo rohita (rohu), 2407 nucleotides. RefSeq names its product otolith matrix protein (gene otomp). Lineage: Eukaryota; Metazoa; Chordata; Actinopteri; Cypriniformes; Cyprinidae. Gene Ontology annotation, cellular component: early endosome; plasma membrane; recycling endosome. The record is from RefSeq and is a predicted model, not a curated record. Gene Ontology annotation, biological process: iron ion transport.